AUGCCCGACCCUUGUCUUCCCUCCUCGCUCGCCCUUUCCCUUGUGCAUCUCCCCAUUCAUCCCCGCAACAUGCUCCAUUCUUCCCCCUCGCACUGCAAUCAGCUCGUCCCUCCCACCCAUGCCUCCUGCUCCCCGCCCCAAAGUCCCUUCUUCUCUCUCCUCUUCUUCCCUCCCUUUCCCCCCCUCCCCCCAUCCGCACCCCCCCCUUUCCGCCAUUCCCGUCCCCUAUUCCUGACAGCCCCAUUGAUGCCUGCUGCGCCCUGUUUCCCUGCCUCCUUCUCUCCCAUCUUCCCUCCCUUCCCACUGCGCCCCACCUCCCCCCGCACGGAUGCGGUGCUGCAGUCAUUCACGGGGUCGGGCAAGACGCUGGCCUAUCUGCUGCCCAUCCUCGCCUCUGUGGGCCCGCUCAGCCGCCCCAGCGCGCAUGCAGACACCACUGGACUGGGAGGUGGCGACGCAGGGGAGGGAGCGGGGGACAGCAAGGGCAAGAGGGGCAAGAAGGGGCGCGCAGGGGGGGGCGGAGGCGGAGGGGGAGGGGGAGGGGGAGUGGAGGCGGUGGUGGUGGCGCCGUCUCGGGAGCUGGCGAUGCAGAUCGUGAGAGAGGCGGAACGCGUGCUGGGGGAGGAGCACAAGCGCUGUGUGCAGCAGCUGAUCGGCGGCGCGAACCCCCACCGGCAGGAGGAGGCGUUGAAGAAGUACCGGCCGGCCAUCGUGGUGGGCACGCCGGGGCGCAUCGCAGAGAGCAGCCGUGCGGGGCGCCUGGCGACCCACUCGUGCCGCUGGCUCGUGCUGGACGAGGCUGACAUGCUGCUCUCGCACCGCUUCCGGCUCGACAUGCUGCGUAUUCUCGACCAUGUGGGAAGGCGAAAAUCCCUUCACCAGCCUGCACCUACCACCAGUAGUACAAGCGCAUCAGCAGCAGGCAGCAGGGCGGAGAGGCAGCUGGUGAUGGUGUCGGCCACGGUGCCACGGCCUGUGCUGGAGGCCGCCUGCAAGUGGGGCUCGCACCCGCUGCUCGUCCAGCAGCACGCCAUGCAGCCCAUCGACGCCCGCUCUGCUGCUGCUACUGCUGCUGCUGCUGUUGCUGCCAGCGUGGCAGGCAGCACCUCAUCUGCCAGAGACUUGCUUCCUGUUCCUGCUGCUGCAGCAUCAGACGUGCACGGGGCGCUUGUGAUUCCGCCUCCAGUGCAGGCAGGAGGGUUGGCGGGAGGGGUGCUGGCGUCAGUGGGGAGAGGCAGUGAGGAGGCGCCACUGGUGGCGCUGAGGGACAGCCUGCCGCCCAACCUCGAGCACUGCUACAUAGUGGUAAACAGGCGCCAUCACGUGGACAUCGUGCGGCGCUGUGUGCACGCAUUGGAAGCGCGGUCAGCCAUGGUGUUCAUGAACUUUGGGCGCCGCCUGGUGGACGUGCAGCACAAGCUGGAGGCCAGAGGGCUGUCAGCUGCUGCGCUGCAUGGCACCAUCUCCAAGCUCGCCCGCACCAACAUCAUGUCCUCCUUCAG
Molecule: messenger RNA, 1502 nt
Organism: Closterium sp. Naga37s-1
Lineage: Eukaryota; Viridiplantae; Streptophyta; Zygnematophyceae; Desmidiales; Closteriaceae
Source: the annotation of a GenBank genome assembly